AUGGGAACGGAGCUUUUGCAAACAUCGUACCAAAACGGGGGAUGGAGUGAACCGUUUAAACAGCAAGAAGACGAAGCAGCAACCUACUACGCCAUCCUCUUCAGCCAACUACUUUUGGACAAGGAAUUCGACAAGGCGUAUGGAAUGCUGUCCGACAAGUGCAAGACUGAUUGGACGAGAGAGUCGCUCGAGGCCGACUUCGCGACCAUGAUUGAAAAUAUGGGAGGCGAGGGGUCGGUGGAGCCUGACCCGAUUUCAUUCCAGAGAGACCCCGAAAUGUUUUGCUACGUGCCGAUUGGUGCGGACGGUAUUUCGGAAGCGGUCACGGUGACUAUGACUUGUGAUCCUGCGAUGGCUCGGAAGCCCGCGGAGAUGGAGGCAAUCAAGACAGCCUCACAAACCAUACCCAUUGCCGGCCACAACCUCGGCCUAUUCUCAAUCGACUCCAUUGCAUUCGGCAGGCCUUAA
Molecule: messenger RNA, 468 nt
Organism: Gregarina niphandrodes
Lineage: Eukaryota; Apicomplexa; Conoidasida; Eugregarinorida; Gregarinidae
Exons: 2
Coding region: 1-468 (155 amino acids)
Source: RefSeq, a predicted model, not a curated record